Peromyscus leucopus (white-footed mouse) is the source of this 2377-nucleotide messenger RNA. RefSeq names its product caseinolytic mitochondrial matrix peptidase chaperone subunit B (gene Clpb). Gene Ontology annotation, biological process: cellular response to heat. NCBI's taxonomy places the organism in Eukaryota, Metazoa, Chordata, Mammalia, Rodentia, Cricetidae. Bases 186 to 2312 code for a protein of 708 amino acids. Gene Ontology annotation, cellular component: mitochondrion; cytoplasm. The record is from RefSeq and is a predicted model, not a curated record. The transcript is spliced from 17 exons. Gene Ontology annotation, molecular function: ATP binding; protein binding; ATP hydrolysis activity.
AGCCCUCAGGGAAAUGUAGUUUGUUCAUUCUCCACUUAGGGAAAGAUCUGGGGCCGUGGACUACCACUCCCGUGAGGUAGUGCGCAGUCCCACCCCAUAAGCGGCGUCUUCGAACGCGCCGCGGCAGCCAUGUUGAUCGUGGCUAGCACAGGGGCCGGCACCAGGGGAUUUUAGAAGCAGGUGUCAUGAUGUUGUCCGCGGUGUUAAGGAGAACCGCGCCGGCGCCCCGGCUCUUCCUCGGGUUACUCAAGUCUCCAUCGCUCCAAAGCCGGGGAAGUGCUUACGGCCGGAGCAUAAACCCCGGAGACCGCGGAGAGCCGCAGCGGCUGAGAGCUGCCGCCUGGGUGCGCCCUGGAGCAUCAUAUAUCUUAUUCCCCGGACGCGGGGCAGCCACCUGGGGGCGCCGUGGAGAACGCACCGAGAUCUCAUACCUGGCUGCCGCCUCGUGGGGACGCGGUAGUAGCCUCGAAGAAACACUCCCGGGACAGGACAGCUGGAAUGGGGUUCCCAACAAGACAGGACUGGGCAUGUGGGCCCUGGCCACGGCGCUGGUGGUUCAUUGCUACAGCAAGAGUCCUUCCAACAAGGAUGCAGCUCUCAUGGAAGCUGCCCGUGCCAACAAUGUGCAGGAAGUCAGAAGGCUGUUGUCGGAAGGUGCAGAUGUCAACGCAAGGCACAAGCUUGGCUGGACAGCACUGAUGGUGGCAGCCAUCAGCCGAAAUGACAGUGUGGUGCAGGUCCUACUUGCUGCUGGAGCUGACCCAAACCUUGGGGAUGAUUUCAGCAGUGUCUACAAGACUGCCAAGGAACAGGGAAUCCAUUCUUUGGAAGAUGGGGGACAAGACUGUGCAAGCUGGCGCAUCACAAACCAGUGGACAAGUGCCCUGGAGUUCAGGAGGUGGCUAGGAGUCCCCGCUGGCGUCCUAGUCACUCGAGAGGAUGACUUCAACAACCGGCUAAACAACCGUGCCAGCUUCAAGGGCUGCACAGCCCUGCACUAUGCUGUCCUGGCUGACGACUACCGCGUCGUCAAGGAGCUGCUGGAUGGAGGAGCGAACCCCCUUCAGAGGAAUGAGAUGGGACACACACCCUUGGAUUAUGCCCGGGAAGGGGAGGUUAUGAAACUUCUGAAAACCUCCGAGACCAAGUACAUGGAGAAGCAGAGGAAGCGUGAGGCGGAAGAGCGGCGCCGCUUCCCGCUCGAGCAGCGACUGAAGGAACACAUCAUUGGCCAGGAGAGUGCCAUUGCCACCGUGGGUGCAGCGAUCCGGAGGAAGGAGAAUGGCUGGUACGAUGAGGAGCACCCUCUGGUCUUCCUUUUCUUGGGAUCAUCUGGAAUAGGGAAAACCGAGCUGGCCAAGCAGACUGCCAAGUAUAUGCACAAAGAUGCCAAAAAGGGCUUCAUCCGGCUUGACAUGUCUGAGUUCCAGGAGCGACACGAGGUAGCCAAGUUUAUUGGGUCUCCGCCAGGCUACAUCGGCCAUGAGGAAGGUGGCCAGCUGACCAAGAAGCUGAAGCAGUGCCCCAAUGCAGUAGUCCUCUUCGAUGAAGUGGACAAGGCCCAUCCAGAUGUGCUCACCAUUAUGCUGCAGCUGUUUGAUGAGGGCCGCCUGACAGAUGGCAAGGGGAAGACCAUUGAUUGCAAGGAUGCCAUCUUCAUCAUGACUUCCAAUGUAGCCAGUGAUGAGAUCGCCCAGCAUGCACUACAGCUGAGGCAGGAAGCUUUGGAGAUGAGCCGAAAUCGAAUUGCCGAGAACCUUGGUGAUGUCCAGAUUAGUGACAAGAUCACCAUCUCAAAGAACUUUAAGGAGAAUGUGAUCCGCCCCAUCCUGAAAGCUCACUUCCGGAGAGAUGAGUUUCUGGGGCGGAUCAAUGAGAUCGUCUACUUCCUCCCUUUCUGCCACUCAGAGCUCAUUCAGCUGGUCAACAAGGAACUGAACUUCUGGGCCAAGAGAGCCAAGCAGAGGCACAACAUCACACUCCUGUGGGACCGAGAGGUGGCAGAUGUGUUGGUUGAUGGCUACAAUGUCCACUAUGGCGCCCGCUCCAUCAAGCAUGAGGUAGAGCGCCGUGUGGUAAACCAGCUGGCAGCAGCCUAUGAGCAAGACCUUCUACCAGGGGGCUGCACCCUGCGCAUCACCGUGGAAGACUCGGACAAGCACCUUCUCAAGAGCCCUGAGCUGCCCUCACCCGAAGCUGAGAAGCGUCCACCACCCACACUGCGUCUGGAGAUCAUUGAUAAGGACAGCAAGACCCGCAAACUGGACAUCCGGGCACCACUCCACCCUGAGAAGGUGUGCUACACCAUCUAGCAUCCACCUGCCUGUAUGUACCCUGAACAUCUAAUAAAGGCCCCUUGCUGUGGCAUGGCAACUGA